Messenger RNA from Coregonus sp. 'balchen', 9134 nucleotides. Lineage: Eukaryota; Metazoa; Chordata; Actinopteri; Salmoniformes; Salmonidae. The record is from the annotation of a GenBank genome assembly.
AUGCGGCGUUACAUUCGUGCAUUCCUCUUGUGCAUGUUGUUUGCCGUGUUCUCGGCCUUGUACGUGUAUAGUAAACUAUUUUAUUUCGAUCUGUCGGUCGGAGGAGGAGGAGUGGGUGGGAGGACUUUCCUCCAUCGAGUCGCGGCCUCUCAGCGAAGGGACAUUGGACAAGAAACCAGGCGAGGGCCGGACAAAACAGGCCCCGGCGAUGAACACUGGUACACUAGGUAAUAGUUACACUGCUUAUUCGAUUGUAAUAAACUUCAAAAGGCUUUAAAAAAAUGAAUGCAUAACUGUCCUGGUGAAAAAUAAUUUCCUCUGCAAGCAAUGUAUUGGAAUGUGCUCCAUUGACAUAUGUGUUCUCCACAAUAGUAUCAGGUGAAAGUGUUUUUCAUCAAGUUGUCUCUUUGUGAAACAAUGUUGCUACAACAAGAUACAAGACACAUUGUAACAAUUCCUCUGGCUAACUUGUUGCAUCCUAUCCCACUUUCACUAUGGUCAUGGCCAUUGUGUACUUGCAGUUCCAGCACAAACAAAUACAUUAGAUCAAUUGCUGCUUGCAAAGACAUGUAAAUAUAUCAAAAUAUAUCUGGGCAAAAAAAACUCUAUAUAGCAUUUAUGUACCUGUAAUAAAGAAACAUACGUUUUUUUUCUGCAUAGAAGUUGACUGGUCGAACUAGUUUCACUAGCGCGCAUGGUGGUUCAAUAACGUAUCUUUCUUCUUGCCUUGAUUAUUGAGAAUGUCCCCAACAUCAAGAGUGACACAGCUUUAUUUUCAUAGCUGAUUGGUUUUCCUUCACCCUUUUUACCAACCCUUUGAGGUGUGACUGGCUGAGCUACCAGUUUACAUUACAGAUGUCUUGAGACAAGCGCAUGUGGGCAUCAGUCAGUAGUUACACCAGAAAAGCAUUAGCACGGAAUAGUUGGAAACAGUUGACACUAUAAAAUAAUAUUCAGAAAACAGAUAAAAUACUUGGAAAACAGAUUGCAGUUGUCUCUCUACUGGGUUGCUAAGCAACCCCUAUUUUCAUUCAUGCACACCAGGAUGUGCAAUUAAAUGGGUGGUUAUAGCCUUUAACAGUUUGUUACAGUUGACAAACUAGUGUGAAUGACAAACAAGAUAAUCGGGUUGCCUAGACAAACAACCCCCCCUUCUCUUCCCUCCUACAACAACUUUUAAAUGCUAACCUUACUGCUUUGUUCCUCUUCAGUCAAGCAAGGGAUCUCUGUCAAAUAUUCAGUUUAGCUGGCGGUGGCAGGCAUUUGGUUGGCUUUUCAAAUCCUCUCAGACCCUCUCAAAUAUUUACUUUAGAUAUGAGACUUGGAGGUUGGGAGAGAGGAGGGGAAUUACAGGGCAAAGAGCUGUUCGCCUGGCAAGAGAAGUCUACAAGCAUGCCACCCUCAUUGUUUGGAAGAGCAGAACAGCACUAAGUGAAGAGAUGCUGAACCAGUUGGUGAACCUGACACAAAUCAUUGACAGAGGAAGGUUUUAACCUUUUUAAAUUAAACAAACUUUGAUUUAACUCUGGCAUAAAUCUCUUUAUUUGCAGGUACAUCAUGAGGAAAGCAGGGGGCCGUGUUAGGACGGCUGCACCCAUGCAUCUGGCUGUAGUGGCCUGUGGACAGAGACUAGAGGAGACACUCACCAUGCUGAAGUCUGCUGUUAUGCUCAGCAUCAAACCACUGUGUCUGCACAUCUUUGCUGAAGACCAGCUGCACGCCAGCUUUAUAGAAGCUGUGAGUAGGACUGGAUAGAGGACUAGGCCUAUAGCCUAUGAUUGGAGUCAUAAUAAUGUGGUAGUAAUGAGAUGUGAUAAUGACGUUGUAAUAUUACAUGCCCUAAUAUGAUAAUGUAAUAGCAUCUACAUCACAACUCUAGCAUGUAGGCUUCAACAGAAUCCCAUUUGGUCCAGUGCACAUGUAAUGAACACUUUUAUGAUGUAUCAGAAGUACACACUGAGAGGACAAAACAUUAAGAACACCUGCUCUUUACAUUUGAGUCAUUUAGCAGACGCUCUUAUCCAGAGCGACUUACAGGAGCAAUUAGCCUUGCUCAAGGGCACAUCGACAGAUUUUUCACCUAGUCAGCUCGAGUAUUAGAACCAGCGACCUUUCGGUUACUGGCACAACGCUCUUAACCACUAAGCUACCUGCUCCAUGACAUAGACUGACCAGGUGAAUCCAGGUGAAAGCUAUGAUCCCUUAUUGACGUCGCUUGUUAAAUUACAUUUACAUUUACGUCAUUUAGCAGACGCUCUUAUCCAGAGCGACUUAAAUCCACUUCAAUCAGUGUAGAUGAAGGGGAGGAGACAGGUUAAAGAAGGAUUUUCAAGCCUUGAGACAAUUGAGACAUGGAUUGUGUAUGUGUGCCAUUCAGAGGGUGAAUGGGCAAGACAAAAUAUUUAAGUGCCUUUGAACGGGGUAUUGUAGUAGGUGCCAGGCGCACCGGUUUGUGUCAAGAACUGCAACACUGCUGGGUUUUUCACGCUCAACAAUUUCCUGUGUGUAUCAAGACUGGUCCACCACCCAAAGGACAUCCAGCCAACUUGGCACAACUGUGGGAAGCAUUGGAGUCAACAUGGGCCAGCAUCCCUGUGGAACGCUUUCAACACCUUGUAGAGUCCAUGCCCUGACGAAUUGAGACUGUUCUGAGGGCAAAAGGGGGUGCAACUCAAUAUUAGGAAGGUGUUUUCUUUUUUCUUUCAAUUAAGCCCUAGACAACCAGGUGAGGGGAAUUCUUUACUAAUUAGUGACCUUAAUUCAUCACUCAAGUACAAGGGAGGAGUGAAAACCCACAGACACUCGGCCCUCCGUGGGAUGAGUCUGACACCUGUGGCCUAGAGGUUAUCUAUCUUGUCUAUAAACAUUUGAGUGUUUGCCUCUCUCUUUUAAACCUCCAUGUAAUAACACCUGUCUGUUUGUCUUGUUCUGUGUUUAGUUGGAGUCGUGGCCAGGUCCGUUCCGCUCCAGGUUUAACUACACUAUGUACCCCAUCACCUUCCCCAAUGAGAACGCUGGAGAGUGGAAGAAACUCUUCAAACCAUGUGCUUCUCAGAGACUGUUCCUACCUGUGAGUUUCAUAGCUGGAGAAAUACUAUUUUCUUUAAUUAAAUAUUAGCAUGAUGUUGAUUUCCAGGGCCUCAAAAUAAUGUCUUAGAGUGACUGUAAAAGUGUGACUAAAAGUGUGACUGUAAAUGUGUACACUGCUAACUGAGGUGUCUGUGUUUCUGAUUCUCUCUGUCGUCUUCAGUUGAUCCUAAAGGAGGUGGACUCAGACAUCUUGUUCCUGGCCUCUGACCUCUAACCUCUAUCUCUGUCCCCCAGCUCAUCCUAAAGGAGGUGUACUCUCUAGUCUAUGUGGACUCAGACAUCUUGUUCCUGGCCUCUGACCUCUAACCUCUAUCUCUGUCCCCCAGCUCAUCCUAAAGGAGGUGGACUCUCUAGUCUACAUGGACUCAGACAUCUUGUUCCUGGCCUCUGACCUCUGACCUCUAACCUCUAUCUCUGUCCCCCAGCUCAUCCUAAAGGAGGUGGACUCUCUAGUCUACGUGGACUCAGACAUCUUGUUCCUGGCCUCUGACCUCUAACCUCUAUCUCUGUCCCCCAGCUCAUCCUAAAGGAGGUGGACUCUCUAGUCUACGUGGACUCAGACAUCUUGUUCCUCCAGCCUGUGGACGCUCUGUGGUCCCUGCUCGUUCACUUCAACGCUACCCAGCUUGCCGCCAUGGCGCCGGAGCACGAGGAGCCACGUAUCGCCUGGUACAACCGCUUCGCCCGUCACCCCUACUAUGGCAGGACGGGCAUCAACUCUGGGGUCAUGCUCAUGAACAUGACCCGCAUCAGGGCCACAUACUUCAAGGUAAUAUAAACUUCGACCAACAGAGGUCACCAUUGCAAUACAAUCAGAUUUAAUGUCAUCCAGAGACAGGAGAAGAGACAUUUUCUACAAAUAUAUUAUCCCUGUUGAAUGAAUGACAAAUAAAACUCAUAAUGAAGAUGUUUGCGCAGGCUCUUCGAUUUUACACAAUGUAACACCCCCCUGUCCUGUUCUGUGUGAUCAGAAUGACAUGACGUCAGUGGGUCUGAGGUGGGAGGAGCUGCUGAUGCCACUGCUGCAGAAAUAUAAACUAAACAUGACCUGGGGAGACCAGGACCUGCUCAACAUCAUCUUCCAUCACAACCCUGGUGAGACUCCCAGCUCAGCUCCUCCCUUAUCACACCACGUGAUGACAUACAUGACAUAUAGACAGUGUAUAGGGUUGUUAUAGUCGACAUAUAAACUAAACAUGACCUGGGGAGACCAGGACCUGCUCAACAUCAUCUUCCAUCACAACCCUGGUGAGACUCCCAGCUCAGCUCCUCCCUUAUCACACCACAUGAUGACAUACAUGACAUAUAGACAGUGUAUAGGGUUGUUAUAGUCGACAUAUAAACUAAACAUGACCUGGGGAGACCAGGACCUGCUCAACAUCAUCUUCCAUCACAACCCUGGUGAGACUCCCAGCUCAGCUCCUCCCUUAUCACACCACAUGAUGACAUACAUGACAUAUAGACAGUGUAUAGGGUUGUUAUAGUCGACAUAUAAACUAAACAUGACCUGGGGAGACCAGGACCUGCUCAGCAUCAUCUUCCAUCACAACCCUGAGGAGACUCAACACAUAGCUGGUUUAACACACCAUUCAAUAUGAUUAGAAACGUGAACCUCUGAAAUGGAAUAGUUGGGGCAGGGAUCCCAGCGUCAGCCCUCCAGGGCAGCAGUGUGUUGUCUUGUCUUAUUGUUUACCUGGCUAAUAAGGUGUGUGGAGAUGCCAACUGAGCUCCAGGGUGAUGAGAAAAGCAGGAGUAUUAGACUUGUGCCCCUCUAAACUAGCCCUAGUCUCUCCCCCUCCAGAGUGUCUGUUGGAAGUCCCCUGCCACUGGAACUACCGUCCAGACCACUGUAUCUACGGCAGUAACUGUGGCUCCGCGGAGGAGGAGGGUAUCUUUAUCCUGCACGGGAACAGAGGAGUGUACCAUGACCUCAAACAGCCUGCCUUCAGAGCUGUCUACGAUGCCAUACGACAGGUAGGCUAAACGAUCACAGAGCAGUGUUCUCUACAACGCCAUACGACAGGUAGGCUAAACGAUCACAGAGCAGUGUUCUCUACAACGCCAUACGACAGGUAGGCUAAACGAUCACAGAGCAGUGUUCUCUACAACGCCAUACGACAGGUAGGCUAAACGAUCACAGAGCAGUGUUCUCUACAACGCCAUACGACAGGUAGGCUAAACGAUCACAGAGCAGUGUUGUCUACAACGCCAUACGACAGGUAGGCUAAACGAUCACAGAGCAGUGUUGUCUACAACGCCAUACGACAGGUAGGCUAAACGAUCACAGAGCAGUGUUCUCUACAACGCCAUACGACAGGUAGGCUAAACGAUCACAGAGCAGUGUUACUACAACGCCAUACGACAGGUAGGCUAAACGAUCACAGAGCAGUGUUGUCUACAAUGCCAUACGACAGGUAGGCUAAACGAUCACAGAGCAGUGUUGUCUACAACGCCAUACGACAGGUAGGCUAAACGAUCACAGAGCAGUGUUGUCUACAACGCCAUACGACAGGUAGGCUAAACGAUCACAGAGCAGUGUUGUCUACAACGCCAUACGACAGGUAGGCUAAACGAUCACAGAGCAGUGUUGUCUACAAAGUCAUACGACAGGUAGGCUAAACGAUCACAGAGCAGUGUUGUCUACAAUGCCAUACAUCAGGUAGGCUAAACGAUCAAAGAUCUACGACGCCACAUGACAGGUAAACCAAACAAUCACAGAGCAGUAUUAUAGCCCGCCUUCAGGGCCGUCUACGACGCUAUACGACAGGUAAACCAAACAAUCACUAAUCAGGGUUUCCAGAUGGGAAAACAACUUGAUUGUCUUUCAUUGAUUGUGUAUUAGGUGUGUAAGGAAAUGUUUGUUUGUGUGUCCAGACCUCUUCUAUGCAGAUCUCCACAAGUUUCAGUGUUGAGUGAAACACAUUUCCUCAUAAGGAUGUGUUCUAAAUGAUCAGUUGUUUUAAUGAUAUCGACUACAGUGGGCAUUUGUUUAAUGACGUCAUCAAUGUCCAGGUUUGUGUUGCUUUCCUAUUAACUAAGCAUCGAGCAUCUAUCAGAAAGAUGCCUGGUCAAUAUUGUGUCUUUGCCUCUCAGUACAUCUGACACACACACACAUACACACAUACACACACACACACACACACACACACACACACACAAACACACACACACAAACACACACACACACACACACACACACACACACACACACACCUCAUACAUAAUAUCUGAGAGUAUUAAAGCCACAGUAAAACCAAGGCCCAGGAAAGAGCAGUAAAGUUUUAGUGCUGAUGGUACAUUUACAAGCUCAAUCUCCACUAGCACAGUGUUCCAUCAUCCACAUAAAAACAAUACACACAUUGGAAAUGGAGCUUUAUGACCGGUGGGGGGGGGUAUGUGUGCCUUAACUUUUAGUAACCCAAUAUCAGGGACUGAACCAAAUGAGAGGACGUAAAAUAGUAAUUCACUUUGAUUUCCUGUGAGUGCUGCAAAGGUUCUUCCAUUAUUGGGAAGAGGGGAAGACUGGUUCUGGAUCUGUAGCUGGACUGAGGAGGAUAAUAAAGUGUGAUUUAACCACGUUGAGGGUUUUAUCUCUCUACAACACCUCAGCCGCUUCAGGAACUCUUAUUCUAAUGAAAAGAAAGUCUUUCUUAGGCUUUAUACAUAUUAAACACGUUUCACUGCCCGUCUAUUUCAUCACACUUUAAAAGCAUACAAUGAUGUGAAUCGUAAGAUGGUGAAUUGUAAUAAUUGUAAGUCGCUCUGUAUAAGAGCUGCCAAAUGACUAAAAUGUAAUGAAUUUUCUGUCCAUAGCUGUAGUAGAUAUCUAUAACUGUGGACAUCAGAUUUAGGGCCUGUUUGAUAACAGAAUGUUAUAUUUCUCAGUACUCGUUUGGGGAGGAUCCUGUGAGCUCCCUGCUGGUCCCACUGGAAGAAGAGCUGUUGAAGACUACCCGUUCAUACUGUGGUAAAUCACAUGUUCUGUUUACUAAGAGACUGGCUGACAGCCUGGCCAACGUCAACAGAGAUGCUCAGCGUCCACAUGGACGGUAGUCUGAUGUACUGGGCCUCCAGACUGUCCUAUAGUGUUGUCAUGGUCAGACAGAUGGUAGCCUGGGUCCUGUUCAUUGGAGCGCAAUGUAGCAAAACAGUUUGUAACGGAAAAACGAAAAUGGGUGUUUCUUAUUGGACAAGUUGAGAUAGUGCCUGCUCUGUUUCAUUUCAUGGUCUUCUGUCUCAUGCCUACUGGGCACCUACAGUGUCUACAGAUACAUGGUUGAAGGAAGAGACUACAUGGACAUUGGUGACUUCAUAUGCUGGAGAUACAUACUGUUUGUGUGAAGAAUGACUGUCAUCACUACAGAUCCCAUAUCUUGUUCAGCGUUUCUCUGGACAAAGUCAUCUAUAUAGUAGGCUAUAUGGUAUUUCCAGUGCUGAUGAGGUACUACUUUAAUAGUGCUGUCUGCUGUAUGUAAGAGGCCUUGCUAUCCAUAUUGGAGAAUUGGCCACAAUGGUCUUAUCCGGCCUGCAGGACAUGACUAAACUGAAACAGUCUUUCUAAGCUAAAUUGUACCUCUCCUAUUGACAAAGAGCUACUCUGAGCUUUCUGCCGUAAUGUGAACAGCAUAGUGCCAUGAGAGAAGAAGGCGGCACAGACCAGAAGCUAUUUUGGAGUUUGCUUUAUCUCAAAUGCACUUUCCCCUUUAUAUAUUAAGAUAAGUGGAACACAAUGCAGCAAAGAUGAGGAUGAAUGGGAGUUCUGGAUGUUUUCAGUUGUUUAUUGUCGUUCUUUAGUUUUUGUUUCAGUAUUUGUUUACUUAAGAAAUAGUUACAACCAGUUCAACUAUUGCCUUCUCUCUGUAUACACUUUUCUUUGUUGUAAAGAUUUUAUUCGCUUUAAUGUGGAUGAAGCCGUCCAUAUUUUUUGCACUGAUCGAUUUCAUAUAUUUAGAAAAGUCUGUGUUACUUUGAUGGUAUGGGCAAUUCUGUCCUUAAAACAUGCUGGAAUAUUGUCUUUGAAGAACCACUUUUGCUCUGCAGUCAGUCAGUUUUAAUGUGUUGAUUUAUUGUUCAGACGACAGAUUGUGUUACUGUUGUACAUUAGUUUGUGUUGUGUUUAUAGCUAAUGCCAAAGUUUUUUGCACUAUUGAAUGUAUGUUGGAAACAAUGACUGUCAAAACAAACAACUUCCUUCCGUCUGUCAUAGAAGAAUGAUCUUCUUGAAAAUGUUUAGUCAUUUUUACAAUACUUAUCUUCCUUAUGUUUACUUUGUGUGUUUUUUAUGUGUAAACAGGAAAAUGCAGUAUAUUUUGUACCAUAAAGGUAGGACGCACCUUUUUGCAUACGUCUCUCACUGUAUCUUAACCAAUACCUAAUGUAUUCUGUUAAAUCCAGUAGUACGCAAUUUGAUAGUUUGCCACCAGAUGGCAGCAUUUAUGCAUCAUGCACAGCAGUUAGCUAGACUAGAGAGAGACCGUAUCAACGUCAGGUUCACCUAUUACAUUGAGGGGGAUUCAUGACUAAAUGUGGGAGAAAUAUACACAGUUUACAAAAUGUAUGCCAUCAAAAUAUCUAUGCAUCAAUAACGGUAUGGGGUGCUGCCUGUGCUGUCUAGAUGGGAGUCAAUCUGUCAAUAAAUCAAGUAUAAAUGCUUUAUGAGUGUGCCUACAGUUAACACCUACAUAGUGGAGAUAGUAUUUUACAACUAUUCACGAUGUCAACAUUAAUGUCUGAUAUUCCCUGCCAAAGCCCUAAUAACUCUUGUGAAGUAGUGCUUGGCAUGUGGCUUGGCUAUUAUCUCCGUUGAUUGUUUCAUCACCUCAACUUCAAGCAAACGACGGUACAAACUCCUAGCCACCAGCGGUGGUCCUAUUAGAUUGUUCGAUUUUCACUGAUGCUCAGCAUCUUUUAAUUUAUUCCGCGAAGGUUGAGGACUUGAGCUAGAUUGAUGGCAUGUUUCUAUAGCCGUUCCUCGCAGAUCAAUAUAACAGCAAAUAAUCUAUGACCUGACCAUCUGGGGCACCGGUAUCUUUGUCUCUGCUUUG